CGGGUCCAGAUCCUUGCACCGCGUCAUAUUCGAACGCUUACGAGGACGCGUUUUGCUGCGCACGGACCUUAGCUCUGUCAUCAUCUGUUUUUACAUAGCAAAGCCCAGAGGAACUUGGGAGCAACUGCAGCCCAAUGCAGAAUGCUUACGGCCGUCAAUUGUACCUCGUCCAUGUCCUCUACUCCCAACCUAGAAGGAGUUAUUAUUCACAAGCGGUGGAAAAUUCUUCACCCAAUCGGAAAGGGUGCUUUUGGAGAAGUUCAUUCUGCAUUUGAUCUCCAUACCCAGAAGCCUGUCGCUAUUAAAAUUGAGCCGCCUACGAGUAAGAAGCAGGUCUUGAAAUUGGAGAUUGCAAUAUUGAGGAAGCUGGGUGUUGCCGGGUCGAAUUCGAGUCAUUGGAUUGCUGAAUUUGUUGGAUCUGGAAGAUUUGCAAUUACGAGCAAUGAUACCGAGAAGAAGGCUGGACAGGAUGCAAAGCCGCUACCGGUGUAUCACUUUAUGGUGAUGCAGCUAUUGGGACCAAAUCUGUCUGAAAUUCGCAGAAAUACUCCCGGUCAUCGUUUCCCGCUCCAGACUGUGACCGAGCUCGCUCUUCAGAUGUUACAAGCCAUUCAAGCGCUACAUGGCAUCGGUGUUGUGCAUCGGGAUAUCAAACCAGGAAACUUUUGCGUCGGGCCAGAUUAUUCGCUGGAUAAACCGCUCGCCGGAGCAAGGGUGUAUAUGAUUGAUUUUGGGCUGUCUAGAAAGUUCCUAAAUGGAUAUGGCACAAUCAGAGAGGCUCGACCAAAAGUAGGAUUUCGUGGUACCUCCCGCUAUGCCUCACUUCGAGCACACAAAGGUCAAGACCUCGGACCUGUAGAUGACAUGUGGACAUUUUUUUAUCUGCUGGUGGAGUUCAUCACUGGCUCAUUACCUUGGCGAGGAAAAGAAAAGGACCGAAUUGCAACUAUUAAGGCUGCCUAUCACGAAGCGGAUGUUGGAAAAGAGGGACACGUAACUUACGGUCUACCUUCUCCCAUGGUAGAGAUGUGGAAAUAUCUAGCAGGAUUGGAUUAUGAAGAUCCAGUGGACUAUAAACGGAUAGAAAAAAUGUUGCGAGACUUGCCAGGCGAUCCUGGAGUCAGCCUGAGCAAGACGGUUAGCUCUGCGACAGUCACGGAGCCGACAGCCCCACAACGGUCCUCCAUUGCUGAUCCGCUCACACCACCUAGCAUAGAAUGGACGAAUGGACCGUCCAAAUCAAUUCCUCAAAAUGUACAAUUGCCUUCUCUUCCUCCUCACAACCCGCACCUAAUACCGAGACCACCCCCAACGACUCCGCCAACCCUGCAUCGGCGAUUCCGUGUACGUCGCUAUAAAGCGCGAUAACACUUUUCUAUGACCCAGGCCAACUCAUGCCAAAGACCUCAUUGUUGUUCGAACUCUGCUUCGAUGAUUUUCGCAAGUUUUAGAUUUGCGAUAUUGGUAAUUUAUUCUGUAUAUUACUCCUCUCAUAUGCGAAUAGUUUCGCAGGUACAUGAGAAUAUCCGUUGUAUGGUACUUUCUGACAUAUAUAUAUAUAUGGAAGCUGCUCCGACAAAAUUCAUAGGCGCCGCG
Molecule: messenger RNA, 1596 nt
Organism: Spizellomyces punctatus DAOM BR117
Lineage: Eukaryota; Fungi; Chytridiomycota; Chytridiomycetes; Spizellomycetales; Spizellomycetaceae
Product: CK1/TTBK protein kinase
Exons: 5
Coding region: 142-1368 (408 amino acids)
Biological process (GO): signal transduction; peptidyl-serine phosphorylation
Cellular component (GO): nucleus; cytoplasm
Molecular function (GO): ATP binding; protein serine/threonine kinase activity
Source: RefSeq, a predicted model, not a curated record